Messenger RNA from Sus scrofa (pig), 5125 nucleotides. Lineage: Eukaryota; Metazoa; Chordata; Mammalia; Artiodactyla; Suidae. The record is from RefSeq and is a predicted model, not a curated record.
UUGAACCCACGUCUCCAUGAAUACUAGUUGGGUUCGCUAACCACAGAGCCAAGAUGGGAACUCCUGAUUUUUGAAAUUCUCAUUUCUCCUUUGCUCUGAUUUCCAUUUUUAAAAAAGGUUUUGUAUCAUGUUCUUAGAAAUGCUCCUUUUGGAAUAAGGUCAAGUGUAAGUAUGGAGUGAAUGAGUUUAAAUCUUGUCUCUUUCACUAACUGACCGGAAUAAGUUUUCUCAGCUAUGAAAAUGAGGAUCACAUCUUACAGGCUUAUUAGGAUUAAGUGAAGGAAAAGUGCGAAGCACCUGACAAGGCUCUUGACAUAUGGUAAGUGCUUGAUAGAUAUCUCCAUCCACCUUUCUUACGACGGAUAGAAGCCUCUAACAUAAUAUCUGCUUGAAUGAAGACAGAUACCGCGCCCCACAUUAUUUGAGUACAUUUGUUCUUCAGAAAACAAGCCAAAAAUAGGUUAUAGGCUUGGCACUGUGAGAUUCUUGGGACACAAAUAGUAGUGAAAUAGAGGCUUUGUCUUCAAGGAAUUUGCACUGUGGUUAUGAAAAUAGCUGAGUAAGCUGACAAUUAUAGGACAGUGUGGUAUGUGCUGUGACAAAUUACACAGGAGGGAAGGCUUCUUCAGAGGAGAUGGGGCCUGAGCUCAACUUUGUGGUAGCAUUUUAAAAAUUGUUUUUGGUGCUAAUGACUGCUUAGGAAUUAAUUUUCCCAAAUUAAGCUGCACACAAUGGGAGGGGAUUAAAGCAGGUAACUCCCAAAGUCCUUUUGAAUUCUAAGAUUACAUGAAAACUGUUCGAAUUAAAGUCAAAUGAUUUGAUUACCAAAGUGGAAUUAAUGUUGGCUGAAUAAGCCCAGAAUGACACCAAUGUAAGGAGUAAAAUAAGUGAGCUAAAGUGAGUUUUUUUAAGUCAUAAUUAUGCUUUGUUGCCUCUUUAAGAAGUUGGAGAAUCUAUGCUUGUGAGCUCAAUAAAGAUAAACCAAAUAAAUCUACUCCUUUAAAACAGUGGUUGGUUUCUGGGGGAAAAAUGUCUGGCAUUAAUGUAUUUAGUCUGUAAACCACCAGAUGUCACUGUCUCCCAAGUAAUGACCCAUUACAUUUUUUUUUUUUUUUUCAGGUACAUUUUUGAACAUUGACAGACAAGCUGUGACAGAUUGAUGUCUGGCUUGUAAUAUUGACUCUGUAAGAAGGCUAGGAUCUCACAGGAAGUACUUGUCAGAGGUGUUCAUCGGGGAAAGCAGAGUGGUCCCCGUGCUGGAAACAAGAAAGGAUGACAGUUUCUGAGACUGACUGUUGACGGCUUGGAGGUACCCACACCCCCCAUUCAAAAUGCCUUUCAAAGCAUUUGAUACCUUCAAAGAAAAAAUUUUGAAACCUGGAAAGGAAGGAGUGAAGAACGCUGUGGGAGAUUCGUUGGGGAUUUUACAAAGAAAAAUUGAUGGAACCAGUGAAGAAGAAGACAUGGAACUGAAUGAAGAAGGAAGGCCUGUGCAGACAUCCAGGCAGAGACCCCCACUCUGUGACUGUCACUGCUGUGGUGUCCCCAAGCGUUACAUCAUUGCCAUCAUGAGUGGGCUGGGAUUCUGCAUUUCCUUUGGCAUUCGGUGCAAUCUUGGAGUAGCCAUCGUGGAAAUGGUCAACAACAGCACUGUUUACGUUGAUGGAAAACCAGAAAUUCAGACAGCACAAUUCAACUGGGAUCCAGAGACGGUGGGCCUUAUUCAUGGAUCUUUUUUCUGGGGUUAUAUUGUGACACAAAUUCCAGGUGGUUUCAUUUCAAAUAAGUUUGCUGCCAGCAGGGUCUUUGGAGCUGCCAUCUUCUUAACAUCGACCUUGAACAUGUUCAUUCCUUCUGCAGCCAGAGUGCAUUACGGCUGUGUCAUGUGUGUCAGAAUUUUGCAAGGUCUCGUCGAGGGUGUGACCUACCCCGCCUGCCAUGGGAUGUGGAGUAAGUGGGCGCCGCCUUUGGAGAGAAGCCGACUGGCCACAACCUCUUUUUGUGGUUCCUAUGCGGGAGCUGUGAUUGCCAUGCCGCUGGCUGGGGUGUUGGUACAGUACAUCGGAUGGGCCUCUGUCUUUUACAUUUACGGUAUGCUUGGGAUGCUUUGGUACAUGUUUUGGCUGUUGCAAGCCUAUGAGUGCCCAUCAGCUCACCCAACAAUAUCCCAUGAGGAGAAGACCUAUAUAGAGACAAGUAUAGGAGAAGGAGCCAACUUGGUUAGUCUCAGUAAAUUUAAUACACCAUGGAAAAGGUUUUUCACAUCGUUACCGGUUUAUGCAAUCAUUGUGGCAAAUUUUUGCAGAAGCUGGACCUUUUAUUUGCUGUUGAUAAGUCAGCCUGCUUAUUUUGAAGAGGUCUUUGGAUUUGCAAUAAGUAAGGUGGGUCUCUUGUCAGCAGUCCCACACAUGGUUAUGACUAUCGUUGUGCCUAUUGGAGGACAAUUGGCUGAUUAUUUAAGAAGCAGAAAAAUUUUGACCACAACCGCUGUCCGAAAAAUCAUGAACUGUGGAGGUUUUGGCAUGGAGGCAACCUUACUCCUGGUGGUUGGCUUUUCUCACACCAAAGGGGUGGCUAUCUCCUUUCUGGUGCUUGCUGUGGGAUUUAGUGGUUUUGCCAUUUCAGGUUUUAAUGUCAACCACUUGGACAUUGCCCCCCGCUACGCCAGCAUUCUCAUGGGAAUCUCAAAUGGAGUGGGGACGCUCUCUGGGAUGGUCUGUCCCCUCAUUGUGGGCGCCAUGACCAAGCACAAGACCCGAGAGGAAUGGCAGAACGUGUUCCUCAUAGCUGCCCUGGUGCACUACAGUGGGGUGAUCUUCUACGGGGUCUUUGCUUCCGGGGAGAAGCAGGAGUGGGCUGACCCUGAGAACCUCUCUGAGGAGAAGUGUGGGAUCAUUGACCGAGACGAAUUAGCUGAGGAGACAGAACUCAACCAUGAGUGUUUUGCAAGUCCCCAAAAGAAGAUGUCCUAUGGAGCCACCACCCAGAACUGUGAAGUCCAGCGGAAGGAAUGGAGAGGACAGAGAAGAGGGACCCUGGAUGAGGAAGAGCUGACCUCCUACCAGAAUGAAGAGGGAACCUUCUCUGAUACGUCCUAGUGUCUGAGGGGCACUUCUGUCUUCUCCCUGCUUUAGCAUCAGAAAAUAUUCAUACCUAUUGCCUUCUCCAUAGCCUGGCUUGUCGGAGGGUCAACUACAGGGACACUGGAUGUGGAGGAGCAGGGAGAGGAGAUUUAAUCAGCAAUAGGGAAGAAAAAGGUAUCAUCUUAUUACCUUGAAAUGACAACUUGCUCUACGUUGACAGAAUGAGUAUGUGUAUUUAUGCAUAUAUUUAUGUGUGUGUAUAUAUAUACAAUUUUUUGAUUGGCCAUUGACUCUUCUUUCAAAGAAUUAAACUUAUUCAGGAAGGAAUAACUAGAAGAACUAGAAGAGACAGUACCAUGUCUUUCAAGGAAAUGGAGGAAAUGGGGAUAUUUGGCCUGGAAGAGAAAAAAUCAAGAGCUGCUACUAUAUUUCUUAGAGCAGCCAGGCAGGGGAGGUUUCCUAUUCCUAAUAAAGGCCACCACUUAUGAAGGCCCUGUAUUGUGCCAGGUGCUUUAGAAAAUUCUCAUUUACUCUUCAUACCCCUGUGACAUACAUUUCUUAUGCCCAUUUUGCAAGGAAGAAACAAAAGCAACAAGGGAUUGACUUGCCCAAGGUCAUUCUGCCAGGGACAGUGCUGAGACUGGUGGAGCCCAACAUAGGUGGAAGUUUUGGAGAAGAGGGUUUCACUUCAGGUGAGAGAAAGACAUUUUUAAUAAUGAAAACUGAAAAUGGGGGUGGGUUGUCACGUGGAUAAGUGGGUGUCCCUAAGUGACAGGCAUGGGGGGAUGGAGAACACUUAGGGUGAUGUGGCAGAGAACAUUCAAACAUUACAUGAAGGACUGGAUUCAAAGGCCCUUAGGGUCCCAGGCAAUCUGAAGAGUCAGAUAAUUCCGUGAAUUUAUAGCUUUUUAAAUAAUAAGGAUCACAGACUAUGUGAAGGAUUCAAAUAGGUUAAAAAAAAAAGUUGAAGAGAAAGCUGAGAAAGAUAGCACAUUUCCAAGAAUCUGAUAGUCAGAACGGAUGAUAAUAAGUAAAUUAAAUGUCAACCCUUUAUAAUACCAAGAAUGUGGUUAAGUAACGUCCCAAAUUGCUUCAAAAUCUUUAAGAUGUUUAGUAAUUUAAGAAGCUGGUUCAUGCGUUUUAUUAGGUAAAAUUCUUUUAAAAAGAGUCUUCUAUUAAAAAAUGUGUAUCUUUAGCGAUUUCUGCUGGUGAUAUUAGGAAGUUUGAUCAACUUAUACAAAAUUAAGAUUGAAGUAUUCCUAAUGACUGCAUUUGGAAUGAUAUUCGGGGAAACUGCAAUAAUAUAGCAGUAGUUAAAUGGUGAAAUACUAGAAUUUAAACAUCUGAGACAACUAGACCCAAAGUGAGUGUUGAAAAAUUAAUCUUUGCAUAAGGCAAUAACGUGAAUACUCUCUAGAUAUAUUUUAAAAUUUAGUGAUAUUUUAAAACAAUGUUGGCAUGUAAAAGGGUGUUGGAAAGUAAAACUAUUUUCCUGUUCAUUGUUUUUGAAAAUUUUAUUUCUACUUUUAGAAGAAAAAUAUAAUAUCGCAGAAAAAUUGUAGAUUUACUUAUAGUUUGUUAUUGUAAAGUGUUCCCCACCCCAAUUUCUUCCACUUGUAUACUUCUGGUCCCUAACUGUAUCAGCAGAAUUGUAGUGUAUUUUGUAAAAAGAAUAAUUUUGAAAAAAAUUGCCUGAUUCUCUAUCAAAUAGUAUAUUUAUGUCAUUGGUAUAUCAUUUGUGUUAGCGUAUAUCUUUAAAACUUGUUAGUGAGUGAAUCCAUGUAAAUUCCUGAGAACAGUUCCUGGCAUGUAGAAAGUGCUCAAUAAACAUUAGAUAUCAUCAUCAUUACCAUCUUUUAACCUAUUGGGGAACUUUUCACUUGAAAAGAAAGCAUGCUAUGUCAUUUUCAUCCAUUCAUCACAGGAUUUAUUGUGAAAGUCGUCCUGUUUUCUAAGUAAAAAAAAAAAAAAAUGAGAUAUUUGUGGUAGCCAGUGUUUUAUUUUUUCUUCUGUUAAUGAGGUCAAAUAACUAUUAAAAAAUC